Molecule: messenger RNA, 496 nt
Organism: Dovyalis caffra
Lineage: Eukaryota; Viridiplantae; Streptophyta; Magnoliopsida; Malpighiales; Salicaceae
Source: the annotation of a GenBank genome assembly
CAAGGAUGGGCAUGUCAAUCAUUUUGCUGAAAAGGAAAAGGCACAUGGUUUUUUCUGCAUUUCCUUUUCAUGGAGAAAGGUAGCUGCAGUUAGCACACUAUGUGCACUGGCCACUACACUCAUCGAUGAGUGUGAUGAGAGUAGUAUUAGCACAACAGCCUUGAACACUUGGAAGAGAGGGCCAGCUAGUGAGAAACCAGAAACGUGCAACACUAUUCCAGAUUCGAGGCAAUUGCACCGGUUGUUGAAGUUAAUUCGCCAAGUGGACAGCCUAUUUGAGACAAAGCUUCCAUUGGGUGAACAUCCAGAGCAAAAAGAUAAUAAACACUUUUUACGUAACGAACAACUCCAAGAUGUGUUGGUAGAGAAAGCAACAUCAAAGUUAAUUUUGACAGAGCCAGAAAUCGGAGGAACCCUACUAGAGAGGGAAGAUGCAGCUGUCGGCAAUAAUUCAGCCGUGAUCGGUGAAAAAAUGACUACAGUUGUCGAUGUUUGA